ACAUUUGUUGUGCUGCAGACACACGGUGACUGCUGGUGACCCAGAGGCCUCCACGGAGAGACACAUCAGUGGAACAGAGCAGUGGACACAGUGGUCUGCAGUGACUGCUUUAUCUGCCUUUCUGGUGCUGGUGAGAAGCAGAAAGGUUGGCUUUAACCAGAGUUGGUGUCUUUGCCCGAGGAGUCAAGAAAAGCUUUAAGACAAAGCAGGAAUCACUUUGGACUGCACUGCACCGGAAAAUCCGGGUGACGCCCCCAUUGGAAGCAUGGCUCUGCCAUUCCGGAAGGACCUGGAGAAGUACAAGGACCUGGAUGAGGAUGAGCUGCUCGGGAAUCUGUCCGAGCUGGAGCUGAAGCAGCUGGAGACUGUUCUGGACGAUCUUGACCCCGAGAAUGCCCUUCUGCCUGCAGGGCUCCGGCAGAAGAACCAGACGUCCAAGGCUGCUACCGGCCCGUUUGACAGAGACCACCUCCUCUCGUACCUGGAGAAGGAAGCGCUGGAGCAUAAAGACAGGGAGGACUAUGUGCCCUACACCGGAGAGAAGAAAGGGAAAAUAUUUGUCCCCAAAAAGAAACCCGUAGAAACCUUUACAGAAGAAAAUAUCUCUCUUGACCCAGAGUUAGAAGAAGCUCUGACGAGCGCUUCUGACACGGAGCUGUGUGACCUCGCAGCUAUCCUUGGAAUGCACAACUUGAUAACAAAUACUCAGUUCUGUAACAUUGUGGGAAGCAGCAAUGGUGUCGACCAAGAGCACUUUUCCAAUGUGGUGAAAGGUGAGAAGAUUGUCCCAGUAUUUGACGAGCCACCAAAUCCAACCAACGUUGAGGAGAGCUUGAGGAGGAUUAGGGAGAAUGACGCCCACCUCGUCGAGGUCAAUCUGAACAACAUAAAGAACAUCCCAAUUCCAACCCUAAAGGAGUUCGCAAAGGCGUUGGAAAGCAACACACACGUGAAGCACUUCAGCCUUGCGGCCACCCGGAGCAACGACCCCGUGGCUGUGGCGUUCGCCGACAUGCUGAAAGUGAACAGAACCCUAAGAAGUUUAAAUAUGGAGUCCAACUUCAUCACGGGGGCAGGCGUCCUGGCACUAAUCGACGCCCUGAGGGAUAACGAGACCCUGGCCGAGCUCAAGGUGGACAAUCAGCGGCAGCAGUUGGGAACGGCUGUAGAAUUAGAAAUGGCCAAGAUGCUUGAGGAAAAUACAAAUAUCCUGAAAUUUGGCUAUCAGUUUACACAGCAGGGACCCCGAACCAGGGCGGCCAAUGCUAUCACCAAAAACAAUGACUUAGUGCGCAAGAGGCGAGUCGAAGGGGACUACCAGUAAAUCCGCGCGGCGUGACCUUUGGAAGACUCCAGAAGGCCCCCAACAGCGUGUGGUGAUGGCAGGUGUAGAUCUCUCCUGGGUAGAAGGGAAAAGACUGGAAAUCUUUUUUAAAACUAUAUACAUUAUUUUCUAGUUUAAGUUGUUAUCAGUUUAAAAUUGUAAAUCAGUAGUAGGUGAUAUUUUAUAUUUUGAAGCAUUUCCACUUUCUACUAGAAUGUUUUUUAAGUUAGCAUAAUUGAAUGAUUUAUAAUGAGUCUUGGGCAAAAAAUACAAUUAUAACAAUGUUUCACAAGUCAUUUAUGCAGAAAAACUUCAACAUUUUUAGGAUCAGUAUUUUUAAAAUCCAAAAGGGACACUGCUGGUAUCAAAAUUGUUACUUCUAGAUGUAAGGUCUUAAGAGCAAGCUUUUUGUUGCAUAACCUGGAGACCUUUACACAUUUUAAAAACACAUGAAUUUGGCAAGGGUAGGUUUUUUCUUUAUCAAGGAAACAAUACCAGAAUUUUAAACCUGAUGGCGCAAAAUCUUGUGUUGAGGAGCGAGGCUGCCCUCCAGGGGACACAGUGCUCUGGUGGCUGUGUUGCCUGCGGCGUCCCUGCAGCGCCGGGGCAGGCGGGUAAUUAAGCAAGGCAUCGGCUCUGCCAGGCUGCAUGCUUUGUUUAAAAUAUGAUUAUGUCUAUUGCAAAGUUGUCAUUUUAAUGUGGGCAUUACUAAAUUUUGUAAAAGCAUCUGAGAAAACAGCUGUUUCUUCUCCAAUAAAAAGGCAGAGCCAAGUGUCAGUUACUGAGGGCAGGAGGAAGCAAGUGGCUGCCAGUCUGUGAGCCUCCGCGUGCUCUCAUACGUGUGCCAGGCAGGUCCGGGCACUCGAGUACAGUCCAGAAUCGCCUGGGUGUCCAUCCAGCCAAAGGGAAGAUCACUGCUUUUCAGAAGUCUGACUUUAUUGUGUGCCUGCUUUCUUCCUGUGCUUCUUAAAACCCAUGCUGUGAAGAGUCAUCAUGGUAGCACACUCGGAGUAUUAAGGUACAGCCUGAACUGGGUGCUGUGGGCCUGCGCUACGGCUGCAGAGUGAGGGAGGGGAGGGAGAAGAGCCCCUGAGAGCCCAGCUCCACACCAUGCUGGCCAUGUCAAGAAAGGUGUUCAGGUGGAGGAGACGCGCUCACAGGCAGGCUCGCUCUCUGUUGUAGCCCUGGGGAUUGAGCCCAGCUCGCUCUGCCACUGAGCUGCACUCCCACCGUUUCCGUUUUGAGAUGGCUCGCCGAGUCACCUGUGGGCCCUGAGCCUGGGAUCCCAUGCCUUCGCCUCUCUCCAUGCUGGGUCCCAGGCAGGCGCCACUAUACCCAGCCUGUCAGUGAUUUUUAGGAGCCUUUGGAACUGAAUUAUUAUCUGCUGCUCUGGCUUUGGCCAUUCCGUUAUCUCCCAAGCCCAGCACCUUCUUGCAGAGCAUGGAGAUCAGCCUCUUAACAGCCUAGUGUUGCCCUUCAGAGAAUGUGAUGGUUUGGGUGUGAAGUCACUAGCCAGUGUUUCAAAGGGACCAAAGACUGACUUGCACUGUUCCCUUUCAUUGAAAGGCUGCUGACUUUCUUUUCAAGUUCGCAGGCUUCCCUUCCCUUCUCUCUAUGCCCUCUUCC
This is a messenger RNA of Chinchilla lanigera (long-tailed chinchilla), 2950 nucleotides long. RefSeq names its product tropomodulin 3 (ubiquitous) (gene Tmod3). The record is from RefSeq and is a predicted model, not a curated record. Bases 266 to 1324 code for a protein of 352 amino acids. Gene Ontology annotation, molecular function: tropomyosin binding. The transcript is spliced from 11 exons. Gene Ontology annotation, cellular component: myofibril; striated muscle thin filament. NCBI's taxonomy places the organism in Eukaryota, Metazoa, Chordata, Mammalia, Rodentia, Chinchillidae. Gene Ontology annotation, biological process: pointed-end actin filament capping; myofibril assembly; muscle contraction.